AUGUCUUCCUCCUAUCAUAAACAAGAUGUUGUUCAAUCACUCUUUGCGAAAGGACCUCUCGGCAUGUUGAGAGCCUCCCAAAGAGAACAUCCCACUCUCAAUCACAAUAUACAAAAAUUAGAGGAUUUUGUUAGUAUUCAUACACCAAAACAAGCCUUUUCGGGAAAGCCUACAGGGUUUGAUCAGUUGCCAUCAGAGAUUUUCGGAAUGAUUUUACAGUUUGCUGGUGUUGGUUAUAUUCCAAUCUUGUCUGUUUUGAAUACAAUGUGUCAUGAUUUGUUUGAGAGUGAGGAUUCAUUGGUUUAUAAAUUAUUAUUACAAGCCAUGAUGAAGAAGGAUGAAAAGUAUAUGGAAGAUGUGAGAGAAAAGUUGGGAUUAACGUAUAAAUCUAGUUUGAAACAAGCUGUUGGGAAAAUAAGAAGACCCUAUUCGGCUAUUGGAAAUGAACUAUUUGAUGCUUCCUAUAUGUUUGACUUGGAUAUGAUGGAAAGGAUAGCACCAAUAUCAGAGAUUACGGACAUGAGCGAACCCAUCUUGAUGAGUAAUUUUACAAUUGAAUUUUGGGCUAGAUUUAAGCAGAAUGUUAGUGGCGACUUGUUGACUAUUACUUGUUCAGCAUCACGUUCUAUCAAAUUAAGUCUUUCUAUUGGAGCUCUUUACAUCAAUUUUAAUACUACUGAUAUGAGAUUUAUUAAUUAUAUUGCACCAGAUCAGUGGCAACAUUUUGUGCUUGUCUUUGAGCAAGAUAACAUCAAGGUUAGAGUGAAUCAGGACUAUUUCUUAGAAUAUCCUACACAUUCAUUCGACAAAGAUUCUUUAAUUUCAAAGAUUGUAUUGUGGGAAGGUGUCAAUAUGUGUGCUGAUUUUACAGAACUAAGAGUUUGGAAUUAUGCCCGAACACUUGAAGAAAUUAAGGCAACUGCCGAUAUGCGAAUCAACCCAUUCACCAAAGAUUUGAAUUAUCAAAAUUUAAUCUACUACUUUUAUCCAAAUACUGAAGAUGGAGACACUGCAGAAUUGAUUACGAACAAGACGCCAUAUAUUGGCCUCGAAUGUAAGGCCAAGCUAAAAAUGCAACAAAUGUCAUUGAAAAAGAUUGCAGGUCAACGAGUGGGUUGGUUCGAGGAUCUUUGUUUCAUUCUAUAA
Molecule: messenger RNA, 1146 nt
Organism: Naegleria gruberi
Lineage: Eukaryota; Heterolobosea; Eutetramitea; Acrasida; Naegleriidae
Exons: 1
Coding region: 1-1146 (381 amino acids)
Source: RefSeq, a predicted model, not a curated record